Molecule: messenger RNA, 1060 nt
Organism: Paramecium sonneborni
Lineage: Eukaryota; Ciliophora; Oligohymenophorea; Peniculida; Parameciidae
Source: the annotation of a GenBank genome assembly
AUGUAAAUCGAUUAAUAAUAAUAAUCUGCCAAAACAUAAAAUAAGGAAGUUAAAAAUCUAAAGAAAAAAGAAGAGGCACAGUUGAUAGUUUUUCCUUAGAAAUUCCUUAAUCCUUUCUUGACCUAUAGAAUGAAUGGAGUAACUAGAAUAUUUAACUUAAUUUAAGGAUUUUCAUCUCUAUGCAGCUGCUUGUUAUAUUCAAAAUCACAGUCUGCCAAAAAUUGGAAUGAGUUGCCAAAAUCCAUAUAAAAAAAUUACAAAUAUUGUUUUAGAUUAAUGCACUGAAACAAUCACUUUGCAUUACACAUAACUAGAUUAUUUAUCAAUUCCAUCGGAAUAUGUAAUUAAAAGACUAGAGAGCUAUGGAGAUUUUUAAAUGAACCAAUUAGGUGAAUAUAUUAAGAAAUACAAUGAGUAGCUUAAUUCUGUUUUAAAUUAAGAAAAUAGUAAAAUGGUAAGAAAUAUGUUUUAAUUAUGUAGAUCGUAAGAAAUUAAUAUAGAUCAAAAGGUUCAUAUAAAUAUAAAUAUGUAAAAGAAUUAGAUUAAUUUUUUAUUUCUUCCUUAACAUACGAUAUAAAAUUAAUAGAAGAUUUGGGAUUUUCAGUUCAAUAAUUUAUUGAAGCAUGUUUUAAGACAGGGAUUCCAGAGUUUAUAUAUUUUAAUUUAUUAUUAGAAUAUCUUUGAAACCAGAUAACACAAAUGACCAGUAUUAUAAAAAUGUUGUAGAGUUUGCAAAACCAUUGGUAUUUCCAGAUGAAAACCAAGAUUUUUACUUAUAUUCUUAUCGAUAUCCUUAUGUAUUAAUAGACAAAUUAUGUAUUUUAAGGGUCUGAAAACUGACGUAUCUUUUUUAAUAAGAAAAGAAAAUUAAAAUUCUUAAUAAGAAAAUGAUGAUCUCAUAAAUUUUAAUUUCUAUUUCAAUUACACUCCAAAAAUUCAAACUAAUAACACAAUACUCCAAUCUAAAAAGCUAAGAUCUUCGAAUAACAUAUCGUUUUAUUAUUAGAUUUAAGAGAAUUAGUUUUAAAGAUGUGGUUAUAAAAAAAUAAAACUUUCUUGA